Messenger RNA from Phytophthora sojae, 2481 nucleotides. RefSeq lists its product as hypothetical. Gene Ontology annotation, cellular component: exocyst. Gene Ontology annotation, biological process: Golgi to plasma membrane transport; exocytosis. The coding region runs from base 1 to 2481 and encodes 826 amino acids. The record is from RefSeq and is a predicted model, not a curated record. The transcript has 5 exons. NCBI's taxonomy places the organism in Eukaryota, Oomycota, Peronosporomycetes, Peronosporales, Peronosporaceae.
AUGGCGCCCAGCCUAGAGGCCAGGACGGCGCGCGCAGCCGGCGGCGCUGCAUCGACCAACCAGGCCGAGAUUGACCUGUCCUCCCCGCUGUUUAACGCCGCGCGGUAUCUUGCUGUCACGCACGCGAGCACGAGCUUCUCUGAGCUGCAGACGGCGCUCGCAGAGCUGCGCAAGACCACGUCCGACAAGACCGCGCAGCUCAAGGCGCUGGUGAGCGCGCACUUCGACCAGUACUUGAGCUGCCAUGAGGCUGUCCGUGCCUUGGCUGCGGACGUGAGCGCGCACCAGCAAGAGACCGAGGCGCUAGUGGGCGACAUGCAGAAUUUGACUCGUGUGGCUGAUGCAUCCCUCGCUGUGAUGCUGCAACGAGCGAGGGAGCAGCGGCGGAUCCGCCACACGCUAGCGGUGCUGGCUCGCCUACGGCCUAUCCUCGAGUUGACAAGCAAGAUGAAAGCAAGUCUGCGCGUCCAGGACUACGAAACGCUGGCGGUGGACUACGCCCGGUUGAAGUACCAAAGCGGCAAGAUUGCGAACCUUGCUGCGCCCUUAAAGCGUGUGGUGACUGCUGGCCACGACAUUGCGGCGACCGCCAACACGGAGCUGCUCAAACGACUUGAGGACAUGUCUGCAUCAGUGGCUGAUCAGAAGCGCGCGAUUGACGUGCUUACAGCACUGGGGCUGGUAGAGAAGCCCAUUCUAACCUGCCUUACCAAGCAGUUUGAAUACUUGGAACGGAAGCUGGCGGAGAUCGACACGCAGGAAGAUGGCCAGAUCACCAGUGAAGACGUCAUGAAGGAGUGUGUUGCUAUCGCGGCUCGGUUUCGGAGCGGACUCUGGGGCUUCAUUUGCGAGCUGUUCAAGACCCCAGCGGGUAGUGCUGCGGCGACGAGCAAUGCUAUCACGUCCGUUGAGGCUGAGCGCGUGCAGCAGCAAGCAUGGAGCAUUCUGUCGAAGUGUGCUGGUUUGCUGGAGCAGCAUGCAUCACCGCCCUCCGCAUUACGUCUCAAGUUACUGACAGAAGCCUUCCACCAACUUCGAUGUUUAAGGAAAUGCCCCAAUGCUGCAACGUUGAACAUCAAUAUCGAGCAGCUCAACGAGAUUUUCUGCGAUAAGUUCCGGACGGCGGUCACGCUAGGCUAUCUGGACAAGGUGUGCCAGUCCGCGAGAUCGGAGCUGCUUGCCGAGUAUUUUGAACCAGUUGUCAUGGUUCUUCCGUCUCUUUCAAGCGAAAUUGCGCUGGGAACGCCCAGUUCAUCCGCGCUCACCCCCGUGAUGUCAACUGCCCCACGAACGAAGGUCCAGCGCGUGAUAAUGGAGGCUCGACAGGCUUUUGAUGUCAUCAGGAAUGCAUCUACGAUAUCCUCCGAGUCCAAGGUUCUUCUCCAUCGGCCGCUGGUGUUUACAACUUGCGCCACCGACGUUCUGCAGCGCUGGAAUGGUAUCUGGAAGGAUGUGGGGCAAGUGUUGCUCGACGUUUUAGACAUUGCGGACCGCACCAACAACAAGGGGACCACUACGCCAGCUUCUCCUGAUACUGAUGUUGACUUCCACUUCCGAACUCAGCUAGUUCAGGCCCUUGAAAAGCACUUGCGCGAUAUGCUGUCUGAGUUCCUUGACAAGGUGGUUGCUGCCUUUGUUGCGGAGAUCAAUCCACCUGUCCCGGUAGAAGCUUCGACUGCAGCCAUGACUACCAACAACAACCAGAGCGGUGCACGCGUAUGCAUUUUGCUAGCAAUUGUCGCGAACUGCGUCGACUUGCGCGAGAAAUGCAUUCGUAUCGUGGAUGGGUGGGUGGCGCAGCUAAAGUAUGGUGAUAUUGACGAAGAUGCCUACAAGAGCAUGCUGGAGCACGGCCGCGCAGCUACUUCCGGCACGCGGGCCCUCUCCAAUUUGGUGCAGAAUGUGGAAACCAAGUGCAUGGAUAUUUACUCGUCCACUCACGCAGAGCCACUUCAGCGUAUUCUACGCGCCGGUGCAGCGGAAGAAUCAUUCCAGGCUCAUAGCAGCGGCAGCAGUGGUGGAGGAGCCUCCAGUCCCGUGAGCUCCGUGUCCAUGCCUUCGGAUCCCCGCCAAUACGUGUUCAACGUGCUUCUGCAGCUCAUCACACUGCGCAGCGAGGUCGAGAUGAGCGUGGGAGACUAUCCCCAAUGCUGGGACUACAUUCGCAGCGUCACGGACCCGCUGACGGCAGCACUUGCUGAGUUCCUGCAAAGCUCUGUGCGUGGUCUCGACAACGCUGCGGGCGCCUCAACCUCGACCAUCGACGAGUGGAAGCGCAAUCACCUGCUCGUCGAAGCGCGCUUCUUCCAGUUAGCGCUGAGCGACCUCAUGGCGGAGAGCACCAAGUCCCAGAUCGAGGCCGUGGAGAAGCAGCUAGCGCAGGCCAAGUCGACGGAGCAGGCGACGAGCGCGGGCCACGCCACGCUACUCAACCAGAUGAAGCACCAGACCAAGCUCUACCUCCUCGCACUGCAGCAGUGA